Messenger RNA from Pteronotus mesoamericanus, 1754 nucleotides. It is a transcript of the gene PEX14, whose product is annotated as peroxisomal biogenesis factor 14. Gene Ontology annotation, biological process: protein import into peroxisome matrix, docking. Gene Ontology annotation, cellular component: peroxisomal membrane; peroxisomal importomer complex. The record is from RefSeq and is a predicted model, not a curated record. NCBI's taxonomy places the organism in Eukaryota, Metazoa, Chordata, Mammalia, Chiroptera, Mormoopidae. The transcript has 9 exons. Gene Ontology annotation, molecular function: signaling receptor binding. The coding region runs from base 12 to 1127 and encodes 371 amino acids.
GCCUCAGAAAGAUGGCGUCCUCGGAGCAGGCAGAGCAGCCGAGCCAGCCCAGCUCUACUCCAGGGAGUGAGAAUGCGAUGUCCCGGGAGCCACUGAUUGCCACAGCAGUGAAGUUUCUACAGAAUUCCCGCGUCCGCCAGAGCCCGCUCGUGACCAGGAGAGCAUUCCUUAAGAAGAAAGGGCUGACAGAUGAAGAGAUCGACGUGGCGUUCCAGCAGUCGGGCACGGCAGCGGAGGAGCCUCCGUCCUUGGGCCCCGCCACACAGGUGGUUCCCGUCCAGCCCCCUCACCUCAUUUCUCAGCCAUACAGCCCCGCGGGUUCCCGAUGGAGAGAUUACAGUGCCUUGGCCAUCAUCAUGGCGGGAAUUGCAUUCGGCUUUCACCAGCUCUACAAGAAGUACCUGCUCCCCCUCAUCGCGGGCGGCCGGGAGGACAGGAAGCAACUGGAGAGGAUGGAGGCGAGCCUCUCGGAGCUGAGCGGCAGCGUGGCACAGACAGUGACUCAGUUACAGGGGACACUCGCCUCCGUCCAGGAGCUGCUGAUUCAGCAGCAGCAGAAAGUCCAGGAGCUUGCCCAUGAACUGGCCACAGCCAAGGCCACCACAUCCACCAACUGGAUCCUGGAGUCCCAGAACAUCAAUGAGCUCAAGUCGGAAAUCAGCUCCCUGAAAGGGCUUCUGUUGAACCGGAGGCAGUUCCCACCCUCCCCGUCUGCCCCGAAGAUCCCCUCCUGGCAGAUCCCAGUCAAGUCGCCCUCGCCCUCCAGCCCGGCGGCGGUGAACCACCACAGCAGCAGUGACAUCUCGCCCGUCAGCAACGAGUCGGCGGCGUCCUCGCCCGUGAAGGAGGGCCACAGCCCCGAGGGCUCCACGGCCGCCUACCACCUGCUGGGGCCCCAGGAGGAGGGCGAGGGGGUGGUGGACGUCAAGGGCCAGGUGAGGAUGGAGGUGCAGGGCGAGGAGGAGAAGAGGGAGGAUGAGGAGGACGAGGAUGUGAGCCACGUGGACGAGGAGGACUGCCUGGGGGCACAGAGGGAGGACCGCCGGGGCGGCGACGGGCAGAUCAACGAGCAGGUGGAGAAGCUGCGGCGGCCGGAAGGCGCCAGCAACGAGCACGAGCGGCACUAGGCCGGGCCUGGAGGCGCCCCAGCGGGGUGGGAGGGGUGGGGCAGGGCAGCGUGAGGCUGCACGAGGGGUUGCUUUUCCUCCCCUGGCAGCGGCCUCGGCCUUGUUCCCGGUCCGGCCGAGGGCCCGGUCUCCUGGGCUGGAGCCCCGUCCAGGUGAAUCUGCGAGUGUCCCAGCUAACCUAACACCGAGCAUGACAAGAGGGGGCUCGCACCUGACGCAGGGCCCUCCAAGGCGGAGGAGCUGCGUGACCAUGUGUCUGCUGCCCUGCCACCUCCCCUGUCCCAUGGCUCCUACUUCGCUUCCUGCCAGGGCCAGGGGCUCUGGCUGUGUCCCCAGGCCCCCAGGGCCUGCCCGCCGGAUGCUGCCCUCCGCCUGCCCCAGCCCCACCGCCGUCACCCUCCCACACCCACGAAGUCGCGCCGCACUUCCUCCUGUCACCUGCCUUCGAGGCUCAGCCACCCCCAUGGUGGAGGAGGCUGUCACUCCCAAGUGGAAGCCAGGCCCCAGGGCCUUCCUGCCUGUCCUUCCCACCCAGAAACACACGUUCAUUUGUGCGAUCAGGUACAGGUUCAGAACAUAAGAUACGACUGUAUAUAAUUGUAAUAAAGAUGAGUUGUCACUAUUUAA